Molecule: messenger RNA, 2121 nt
Organism: Pterocles gutturalis (yellow-throated sandgrouse)
Lineage: Eukaryota; Metazoa; Chordata; Aves; Pterocliformes; Pteroclidae
Gene: GANC
Product: glucosidase, alpha; neutral C
Exons: 17
Biological process (GO): carbohydrate metabolic process; N-glycan processing
Molecular function (GO): carbohydrate binding; alpha-1,4-glucosidase activity
Source: RefSeq, a predicted model, not a curated record
GGUCCUAGUUCUGUAGGCAUGGACUUCUCUUUACAUGGAUUUGACCAUGUUUAUGGAAUACCACAACACACAGAAGCACUUCUUCUCAAAAACACCAGUGAUGGUGAUGCUUACCGGCUUUAUAAUUUGGAUAUCUUCGGUCACAAGAUACAUGACAAAAUAGGCAUUUAUGGGUCAGUGCCCCUCCUCUUAGCACACAAGCCUAACAGAACUUCAGGGAUCUUCUGGCUGAACUCUUCAGAAACGCUGGUGGAUAUUAGUACAAAGGCAGUAGCUGAGCACGUGGCAUCUGGAUCUGCUGCAGAGACUGCUAAGCAGAGAGCAGUGCCUCUAACUGAUGUGCGGUGGAUGUCAGAAAGUGGGAUCAUUGAUGUUUUUUUGCUGAUGGGACCCACUGCAUUUGAUGUCUUCAAGCAGUUUGCACAACUGACAGGCACUCAAGCCAUGCCCCCGCUUUUUUCUCUGGGCUACCAUCAGUGCCGGUGGAAUUACGAGGAUGAGCAAGAUGUCAAGGCAGUAGAUGCUGGCUUUGAUGAACAUGACAUUCCUUAUGAUGUGAUAUGGCUGGACAUAGAGCACACAGAUGACAAGAGGUAUUUUACUUGGGACAAAAAGAAAUUCCAGAACCCCAGAAAGAUGCAAGAACAUCUCAGGAAGAAAAAACGGAAGCUUGUCGUCAUUGUAGAUCCCCACAUUAAGGCUGACCCCACGUAUACCCUGUAUUCACAGGCAAAGGACAAGGGAUAUUUUGUGAAAGACAGAAAUGGGCAAGAUUUUGAGGGCAUCUGUUGGCCAGGUUCCUCUUGUUACUUGGAUUUUACCAAUCCUGAAGUGCGAAAAUGGUACGCAGAUCAAUUUGCCUUCAAAACAUACAAGGGAUCCACUAACAUCCUCUUUGUAUGGAAUGACAUGAAUGAGCCUUCAGUCUUCAAAGGGGCAGAACUAACAAUGCAGAAAGAUGCUGUGCACUACAACAACUGGGAGCAUCGGGAAGUACACAACCUCUAUGGAUUCUACCAGCAAAUGGCAACUGCAGAAGGACUCAUCAGACGUUCUUCAGGAAAAGAGAGACCGUUUGUCCUCACACGAUCUUUCUUCGCUGGAUCACAGAGGUAUGGGGCAGUGUGGACUGGAGACAACACGGCAGAGUGGGGUUACUUGAGAAUAUCCAUUCCAAUGCUUCUCACCAUCAGCAUGGCAGGGAUUUCAUUCUGUGGAGCUGAUGUGGGAGGGUUUAUUGGAGAUCCAGAACCAGAAUUACUUGUUCGCUGGUAUCAGGCUGGAGCCUACCAGCCCUUCUUCAGAGGUCAUUCUAACAUGGAGAGCAAACGGCGAGAACCGUGGCUCUUUGGGGAGAAGAACACCCAGAUCAUCAGGGAAGCCAUUAGAGAGCGCUACGUCCUCCUGCCAUACUUAUACACUCUGUUCUAUCGGGCACACACAGCGGCUGAACCGGUUAUGAGGCCUCUCUGGGUAGAGUUUCCAGGGAAAAUAGAAACUUUUGGUGUGGAAAAUGAGUACAUGCUGGGAAAUGCUUUGUUGGUACAUCCAGUCACAGAACAAGAGGCCAAGGCAGUGAGUGUUCUGCUUCCAGGGUCAGAGGAGAUUUGGUAUGAUUUCAGAAAAUUUAAACGAAUGGAAGAUCCAGGCACUCUGAAGAUCCCAGUAACAUUGGAGAAUAUUCCUGUAUUCCAGCGGGGUGGCACUGUCAUACCUCUGAAGACCAGAGCUAGAAAAUCCACUGAAUGGAUGAUAGAUAUUUCUUACGAACUCCGCGUGGCCCUGGACACAGAGGCCUGUGCAACAGGUGAGCUCUACCUAGAUGAUGGACAUUCAUUUCAAUAUCUCCACAAGAAGCAAUUCCUGUAUCGGAAAUUCACUUUCCGCAAGAACAUUCUGUCUUCCAGCUGCACCGAUGAAAGCGGACAAUACCACACAACGUGUGUGGUUGAACGGGUGAUAGUUCUGGGAUUUGGACAGCAACCCAAUCUUGUGACAGCCUGUCCCAAGGAUGGGAAAGAAAAAGAAGUGGUUUUCAAAUAUGAUACGAAGACCUCUGCACUGACACUGGAAAAUUUAGCCCUGAAUGUUGACACUGACUGGAAGAUUUGCAUCAACUAA